AUGGCAGCACUUCAAGCUUCAACUUUCUCAACGUCUUCAUGCUCUUCUACUUCAUCUUCUUCACGCCGUCGAGGCAGCGAGAUUAGAGCAACGCUCCAGGCCCCCAAACUCCGGCCAAGUAGACUCACACUCCCAAGGCUCCCCGCAAGAGACUUGGUAGAGGAAUUAAACAAGAGAAGCGGACACGACAACACAACCACAGCCACAACCCUAACAGUGGAAUCCAAGCCUACUGACACCAGUAGAGAUUUUGAUGUGCUAAAGUCCAAUUCAAAGGUGGUCGCCGAGUUGUACGCAAUCAUGGAAGCAUCCGCCGACAGAGCAGAGAUGCACACCAAUAUCGGAGAGCAGCGGAGUAACUGGAACCAUCUCCUCCUAACUUCCAUUAAUGCCAUAACCCUCACCGCCGCAACUAUGGUUGGCCUGGCAGCCACCACAUGUGGAACGGGAGCACCUCUUCUAGCACUUAAGCUCUCGUCCACCCUAUUAUAUUCGGCAGCCACGGGGAUGUUGGUGGUGAUGAAUAAGAUCCAGCCCUCCCAGCUCGCCGAAGAACAACGAAACGCUACGAGGCUGUUCAAACAGCUGGAAAGGGAAAUCCAAACAACCCUUGCAAACGGAACUCCGACGGAAAGAGAUGUGAAGGAUGCCAUGGACAAGGUCUUGGCCCUCGACAGGGCCUACCCUCUUCCCUUGCUUGGAGCAAUGCUUGACAAGUUCCCCGCGAGGGUUGAGCCCGCGGUGUGGUGGCCACAACAACCACCAAAGAAAGGACUUGGUGGCAGUAACAGAGAAAGGAAGGGAAGUAAUGGAUGGACUGCAAAGCUGGAGGAAAUGAGACAGAUAGGUGGGGUGUUGAAGAGGAAGGACACCGAAGAGUAUGUGAGGCUGAGCAAGUUGGCUUUGAAAGUUAACAAGGCACUAGCCAUUUCUGGGCCUCUGCUCACGGGCCUUGCCGCAGUGGGGUCUGCUUUUGUAGGAUCAGCUUCUCAGCAUCAAGGGUCAUGGGCAGUGUUUUUGGGAGUCACUGCGGGAGCUCUGGCUGCCAUAGUGAACACAAUGGAGCAUGGUGGGCAAGUAGGCAUGGUAUUUGAGAUGUACAGAAGUAACGCUGGUUUCUUUCGGCUCAUGGAGGAGUCCAUUGGGUCCACCUUAAAGGAAAGGGAGAUGGAGAAGAGAGAGAAUGGGGAGUUGUUUGAAAUGAAGUUGGCUCUACAACUGGGAAGGAGCUUGCCAGAGCUCAGGGAUCUCGCAGCUUCUUCUUCUUCUUCUUCCAAAAGCUAUGGAGAUACCACAGAAGAAUUUGCCAGCAAGCUCUUCUGA
Molecule: messenger RNA, 1323 nt
Organism: Macadamia integrifolia
Lineage: Eukaryota; Viridiplantae; Streptophyta; Magnoliopsida; Proteales; Proteaceae
Product: probable F-box protein At4g22030
Exons: 1
Coding region: 1-1323 (440 amino acids)
Source: RefSeq, a predicted model, not a curated record